Molecule: messenger RNA, 2219 nt
Organism: Exophiala viscosa
Lineage: Eukaryota; Fungi; Ascomycota; Eurotiomycetes; Chaetothyriales; Herpotrichiellaceae
Product: Rft protein-domain-containing protein
Exons: 2
Coding region: 172-1971 (599 amino acids)
Biological process (GO): dolichol-linked oligosaccharide biosynthetic process; glycolipid translocation
Cellular component (GO): endoplasmic reticulum membrane
Source: RefSeq, a predicted model, not a curated record
UGAACGCAUUUCUUUGGCUCCUGACUUUCUGCUAUAUGAAUGCUCUAAGGUGCUGUCUGCUGCCUGGGUUGUGCAUAGCCUCGUGAAGCCGACGACGUUCGCAGGAAGCCCCUGAAGCUUCUCCGACUUAAUCCGCCAGCAUUGAAACUCCCUACCACAAAUACAGCUGCCAUGGCCGACAAGGCUGAACCUCGACCGCCUGGGAGCGGCACCUUAUUGCUGAUUCUGAUACAAGUCGCGUCACGGGCACUCACAUUCAUCGGCAAUCAAUUCCUGCUCCGCUUCCUGUCGCCAUCGCUGCUCGGCAUCGCAGUGCAACUGGAGCUAGUGUCAGUCACGAGUCUUUACUUUGCCAGGGAGAGCCUACGAGUUGCGCUACAACGACAGCCACCGGCCCCUGAAGAUGGGAAGCCGAACCCCCCGGGUCCCACUGGAAAGGACGGUCCAGGAAAGGCCACGCAGACAGUUAUCAACCUGUCGUAUCUUGCUGUCCUGCUUGGCUUCGGCGUCUCCACUGCUUUUGGAUACUCAUAUGUCCGGAGCGCGCCCAACGAAGUUGUCGACAGUCCAUAUUUCGACACAUCCUUCCAGAUCUACGCCGUAGCCACGCUGAUUGAGCUCCUCGCCGAGCCGUCCUUCGUGGUCAUUCAGCAAAAAGCACUAUACGCCGAUCGAGCACGCGCAGAGACCAGCGCUGCCAUGGCCCGCUGCUCUUCAGCCUGCAUCGUCGCCGUCUUAUGUCACAGAAGAGAUCUUGCGCCCUCGAUCCUACCUUUUGCCGUCGGACAAGCAGCCUAUGCUCUGGUCCUGUUCGCACUGUACUUGGCCCCGGUGGUACGCCUGUCGAAACACGAAAACUUCGGCCUGACGCCACGAAAAGUGGAAGGCACGCCUGCCGGGAACGGUGCUGGCGGAACAUACUAUUCAGAUUUCUUCCAUCGAGCGAUCCUCUCCCUGGCUGCGACGAUGUACAUGCAAUCGAUAUUCAAGUUACUCCUCACCCAAGGCGACGCAUUGAUCCUGUCAUUCCUCUCCUCGCUAGCAGACCAGGGCGCAUUCGCUCUGGCCUCGAACUACGGCGGUCUUCUGGCGCGAUUAGUCUUCCAACCCGUCGAGGAGAGCAGCAGGAACACAUUCGGUCGGCUCCUGUCUGUGCCUGCCACUACGGAGGACAGUCCAAAGUCCGGAAAUACUGCGACUUCGCAGGACAAUGUUCGUCAGGCUCUACACUACCUGGCCAAUACGCUGCAUUUCUACCUUCUUAUGGCUCUUCCGCUAGUCAGCAUCGCGCCGUAUAUCUUGCCUCUUGUUGUCAAGCACAUCAUUGGUGCGGGCUGGUACACUUCGUCUACCGCCUCGCUGUUGGCCACAUACUGCUACUACAUUCCGCUAAUGGCAGUGAAUGGCAUUCUCGACGCGUUCGUCACGUCUGUGGCUACGCCGGCACAACUUCGCGCCCAAUCCGGCUGGAUGCUGCUUUUCACUGCGAUCUACGGGGUCGGGGCAUGGGCAAUGCUGAAGAAAUUCGAGCUCGGGGCUGUAGGGUUGGUGGGAGCUAAUAUGGUCAACAUGGCGUUGCGGAUCCUCUGGAGUCUCGACUUUCUGCGAAGGUGGGUGCUCGAACACGAUAAAGCUGGAACAGGCCUGUCAAGGCAGGUUGCGACAGAGGCGCUGCCUGCAUCUACCUCUGUUAUUGUUACCGGGCUGGUCGUCCUUGCAUCAAGACUGCAGAAUCUCGGCGGACCUACGCACGACAGUGGCGACCUCAAUCGUCAGUUCCUGGGCUUUCAGACAGCGAGUAUCGUUCUAUUGGGGUCAACAAUUCUUUUUGCCGAGCGAGAUUUUCUCAUCCAGAUGCUCGAAGCUAUUGUCCCACAACGCCUUGCUGCGCACAUCCCAGGACUGAACAAACGCCGUCAGAUGCAUACUUCAUCAAGCUCUACCGCGAACCAAGUCAUCCCCAGUACUUGAACAUAUCAGUCAUCAAAAGUGAUUUUGGUCGCGGUCUUGCCAUCCUCCGCUUCUCUGUAAAAAGCGCCAUACGAGUCAUGUUGCUUCUUCUUGACAGUCGUACCAAACUUGAACAGAUCUUCAGGGACAUCCUGCUUCGCUGCCUUCAGGACGUUGAUCAAGGCUCCAGCAAGCGGUUUAUCCUGCUCGGUGAAAAGUGUAAUGGCCAACCCGUCCUUGCCUGCACGACCGGUACGCCCAAUGCGGUG